AUGGAAAAUGAAAUUGUUUUGAGCGAAGAAGUUGAAGAACUAAAAAAUUUGAUAUACGUGGAUGAUACUCCUUUCAAUCACCUAGACUUCAUGAAGGUGCCAUGCAUCCCCUGUUGUGUCUUACCCGGCAUGUCCUUCCUAAACACGCGGGCCGAAGAGGAACACAAAAACGGAUAUAGAAAAGAUGAAAUCAACGAGACUGAUGAGCUACUAGUCGAAUACUUUUACGCAAAGAGACUACACAGAAGCAACUUAGUAAAAAUAAAAUUUCCCGAAUGUUACGAAAUGGCUGGAGCUCUUCUAUCAGAUGCGACUGCAGCCUCUGUCGGAAAUUUGACUCAUCUAUAUUUUGAAUUAGGAACCGAAUUAUGCCACAUGUUGCCCGAAAACGAAUGGCCAGUGGAGAAGCUGGAAGAGCUCCUCCUAAUCGCGGAAAUGCGCAGAAGGAUUUAUCUAAUGAAACAUAAUGACCAGGUGGACCAAACAUACUUGGAAGGAAUGACGUUCAUGGAGAGGAAAAUGUUCAAUUCAUUCUCAAAGGGAACCGACGUAGACAAGCAGAAGGCGACAUCGAACAGGAAUAUUUUUAAUUUUUUUGAAUUCGAUUUAUGA
This is a messenger RNA of Plasmodium knowlesi strain H, 612 nucleotides long. RefSeq names its product conserved protein, unknown function. The transcript has 5 exons. The record is from RefSeq and is a predicted model, not a curated record. Lineage: Eukaryota; Apicomplexa; Aconoidasida; Haemosporida; Plasmodiidae. Gene Ontology annotation, biological process: mitotic DNA replication initiation. Gene Ontology annotation, cellular component: GINS complex. The coding region runs from base 1 to 612 and encodes 203 amino acids.